GACUUUAAAGUAAAAGUUGAGAUUAUCAAUUACCGUAGAUAAAAACAUCUUAGUGUUGUUAGAAAAAUUAAAGUUUCUACUUAAUUAGAAAUAUUUAUGAAUUUUUAAAUGUUAUUUUGACGUUAAAAAAAAUUUAAUUUAAUUUAUGCUUGUCAUAUAUAUAUUAUUAAAAAUACAAUUAACAGUGAUUGAAUAAAUUUUUGUCAUACAAACAAUGGUAAAAUUUUUUGAGAAUAAAAAUGUAUUUCCUUUUAAAUGGGAUCAAGUAGUUCAUGGAUUUUGGCAACGCUAUCCAAAUCCAGAAAGCAAACAUGUGCUAUCAGAAGACGUGUUACAAAGAGAAAUCAGAGAGAAAUGUUUACAUUCUAUUAGGAUGUUCACAAAAACUAAUAAAUUGCCUAAAUGGGGAGAAUGUUUCAUUCAUAACAAUGUAGUUAGAAUUGUUGAAGAAUCAAUUGUUGAUCCCACAAAAAAAAUUUUAACUACAUACACAAGAAAUAUUGGUUAUACAAAUGUUAUGGGUGUUACUGAAAAAGUUGUAUAUAAAGUAAAUGAAGAAAAUCCAAGUACGACAGUUGCAGAAAGAUCAGUUUGGAUAGAAUCCAAUGUGUUUGGUAUGUCAAAAGCAAUUCAAGCAUUUGGUUUACAAAGGUUUAAAAUAAAUAGUGCUAGAGCAGUCAAAGGGUUUACUCAUGUCCUCAACAGUCUUUAUGGAACAAAUGUUGCUAAUUCAUCAGUUGGUGGAAUAAUGCAACAAAAAGGAAAACUUAAAGAAGCUUUAAAGAAAACAAAUUAUAAAAAUGGACCACUUAUUGUGCAGUGAUUAUCUAAAUUAUAACAACAUAUUUUUGUAUUGUAUACAACUACUGCCACCAGACUUUAGAAUAAUAUAAUCAUACAUAUAUUAUUUGAUAGUAUAAAAUUUCUUAUAUAUUAAUAUUAGUUAUUAAACAAUUUUUUUUUACACAUA
Molecule: messenger RNA, 970 nt
Organism: Daktulosphaira vitifoliae (grape phylloxera)
Lineage: Eukaryota; Metazoa; Arthropoda; Insecta; Hemiptera; Phylloxeridae
Product: PRELI domain-containing protein 1, mitochondrial-like
Exons: 5
Coding region: 215-823 (202 amino acids)
Biological process (GO): phospholipid transport
Cellular component (GO): mitochondrial intermembrane space
Molecular function (GO): phosphatidic acid transfer activity
Source: RefSeq, a predicted model, not a curated record